AUGAAGUCUGAGCACUCUGGUAUUAAGAAAAGAAGUUCCAUCAUCAUGACAUUCCACCCAACUAUGGAAGAUUUCUCAGAUUUCAACAAGUACAUUGCUUACAUGGAAUCCCAAGGGGCACACAGAGCUGGUCUGGCCAAGGUAAUUCCACCCAAGGAAUGGAGAGCCAGACAGUCCUAUGAUGAUAUCAGGGACAUCUUAAUAGCCACUCCCCUGCAGCAGGUGGUCUCUGGGAAGGCAGGUAUGUUCACUCAAUACCACAAAAAGAAGAAAGCCAUGACAGUGGGAGAGUAUCACCUUCUGGCAAACAGUGAAAAGUAUAGAACUCCCCCACACCUGAAUUUUGAAGAUUUGGAGAGAAAGUACUGGAAGAACCGCCUCUGUGACUCACCAAUUUAUGGUGCUGACAUCAGUGGCUCCUUAUUUGAUGAAAACACUAAAGAGUGGAACCUGGGACACCUGGGAACCAUCCUGGACCUGUUGGAACAGGAAUGUGGAGUUGUCAUCCAGGGAGUCAACAGGCCCUACCUGUACUUUGGUAUGUGGAAGACGACCUUUGCAUGGCACACGGAAGACAUGGACCUUUAUAGUAUCAACUUCCUGCACUUUGGGGAGCCCAAAACGUGGUAUGCGGUGCCCCCUGAACAUGGGCAGCGCCUGGAGCGCCUGGCCAGGGAGCUUUUCCCGGGCAGUUCCCAGGGCUGUGAGGCCUUCCUGAGGCACAAGGUGGCCCUCAUCUCACCCACAGUCCUCAAGGAGAAUGGCAUUCCCUUCAACCGCGUCACUCAGGAGGCUGGGGAGUUCAUGGUGACAUUUCCCUAUGGCUACCACGCUGGCUUCAACCAUGGCUUCAACUGCGCAGAGGCCAUCAAUUUUGCCACCCCACGAUGGAUUGAUUAUGGCAAAGUGGCAUCUCAGUGCAGCUGUGGGGAGGCCAGGGUCAGCUUCUCCAUGGAUGCCUUUGUGCGCAUCCUGCAACCUGAGCGCUAUGAGCUGUGGAAAUGCGGGCAAGACUGCAUGAUUGAAGACCACACGAUUGAAGACCACACUGAGCCCAGGAAGCCUGCCAGGCCAGGGCUGCUGACCACAGAGAGAGAGAACAAGAUGCUCUGGAGAGCAGCGCUGGGCUUGAGAUACCUCCAGUCUCCAGAGGCUUAUGGUUCCUCGAGAUCUGUGCUGGCUGGUGGCUUGUUAUGUGCGCCUGUGAGUCCAGAGUCCGGGUGCCCCUCCUCUGGCUACAGAGCUGAUGCAAAGCCUGGGACAGUCCCGAAUGGGUCCCUGCUGCCUGUUGUGACCCGGUCAAAGAAAUGCAGGAGUUCCACCAAAACCACCACUUCAGCAAAACAGAAACAGAUUUCUGGGAGUCUGGCACCUAGCCUGAGACACCUCCCCAGUCAAGGGACAGAAUGUCUCAAAUGUGUUGUUGCUACGGACCAUAGGAGCUACAGCUGCACCCCCAUGUACCGUGUGGCUCACAGAACCUCAUCCAAAAAUGUUGAUAAGCAGUUCAGUGCUACAGUUAAUCGCCGCUUCCCAAAGUUGGGUAGGAUCCGGUCAAUGAACAAACGUGACUGUGGUAGUUGUUCUUUGGAAUUGGAGGCUUCUGAGCCUACUGUCUUGACACAGACCAAAAGAGUCCUAAUGGUGGGCACCGGGAAUACAGCUUCAGGUCCUGAGUAUCAGACCUUGCUUGAGGACAGAACUUUGAUGAACAAUUCUGCAUCUGUGAGAGCUGAGCCCCAUUUUCCUGCCAAGUCUCCUGGAUGUUGCUGUGCCCCAGAUCUUCAACCCUUGGGUCCCCCACUUGAUCCUGAUGAAGCAAUGCACCCUGGUCCAUGCUUGCUAUCUCUGGAUAGGAUCCCACUGGAUCUCCCUGAAAUUGUCCCACUGACUGCUCCUGACAUUAUACCUGUAAGAAAAGUCUCCACGGAUGCUACUGGAAACCGCACGAUGACUGCUGAGAUUGUAUGCUUGGACCACUCUUAUGCCUCUAGGAUUCUGGAUUCAGAGGUCUCCAGAUUCUUCUUGCCGCUGACUGAUCCUCUAGGGCUGAAACUAGAGGGAUCUGGACCUUUGAGUUUGGAGAAGUGUUGGCCACCAGUGGAUGCUCUUGAUCUUGAUUGUUGA
Messenger RNA from Sciurus carolinensis (gray squirrel), 2127 nucleotides. RefSeq names its product lysine-specific demethylase 4D-like. Lineage: Eukaryota; Metazoa; Chordata; Mammalia; Rodentia; Sciuridae. Gene Ontology annotation, cellular component: nucleus. The record is from RefSeq and is a predicted model, not a curated record. Gene Ontology annotation, molecular function: histone H3K9 demethylase activity. The transcript has a single exon. Gene Ontology annotation, biological process: chromatin remodeling. The coding region runs from base 1 to 2127 and encodes 708 amino acids.